Molecule: messenger RNA, 270 nt
Organism: Didymosphaeria variabile
Lineage: Eukaryota; Fungi; Ascomycota; Dothideomycetes; Pleosporales; Didymosphaeriaceae
Exons: 3
Coding region: 1-270 (89 amino acids)
Source: RefSeq, a predicted model, not a curated record
AUGUCUUCUUCUCGCGACUCAGUGACCACUGCCAACCUCAAUGCCAACGAUGACGGUCAAGCUGCUGGCGGUCGUCGCGGCCUCGCGAACAUCAAGCCUCCCCCUCACUCGGCCCUCCACCAAGCCCCUGGAAGCUUGCUCAAGGGCGCCACCGACGCCAGCGGCAACUUGAAAGAUGCGAGCUUGAUGGUCGGAAUCAAGCUCGACCUCGAGGCAGAGGUGCAUCUGACUGCUAGAGUCCGUGGUGAUAUUACUAUAGGGUUGUACUAG